This is a messenger RNA of Hansenula anomala, 873 nucleotides long. It is a transcript of the gene GPI2, whose product is annotated as phosphatidylinositol N-acetylglucosaminyltransferase. The coding region runs from base 1 to 873 and encodes 290 amino acids. NCBI's taxonomy places the organism in Eukaryota, Fungi, Ascomycota, Saccharomycetes, Phaffomycetales, Wickerhamomycetaceae. Gene Ontology annotation, biological process: GPI anchor biosynthetic process. The transcript has 2 exons. Gene Ontology annotation, cellular component: glycosylphosphatidylinositol-N-acetylglucosaminyltransferase (GPI-GnT) complex; membrane. The record is from RefSeq and is a predicted model, not a curated record.
AUGGUCUUCAUCUUCCUCUUCCUCUUUCAACUCUUCAGGGUACGGCCCUGGAGGAAACUAUUAUACAUCAAGCAACCAUAUCCAGAUAACUAUACAGAUCCAUCAUUCUUAUCACAAUUGAAGAGAAACUCCACAGUACAGAAAUAUUCUUAUUGGAAAUUAGUUAAGGAUUUUUCAUUGAUUUCAUUACACUUAUCUACUUUGGCAAUUGUUCAUAUUGUGUUUUUCGGGAUUUAUAAUUUCAAUUGGGAUCCAAUAUUACCUUCAUCUUUAGGUUCUAUUUUAUCCAUAAUUUGUUAUACAAUUUUCAAGAUUUAUGAUGAUAAUUCUUCAACAAAGGGGUUGAAUGCUUUCAAAUCAUCAAUUUUGAUAAUGUUUUCCAUUUUAACAUUAUCUCCUGUGUUGAAAUCAUUAAGUGAAUCUACUUCAUCCGAUUCAAUUUGGAGUUUAUCAAUAUGGUUAUUAAUCUGUAACUUGUUAUUCACUGAUUAUCAUUUUGAUAUCAAUGAGAAAUUUAAACCUGUCUUUUCCAUGAAUAUCUUGAUUGCAAAUGUCAUUGUAUUAGCAUCAAGAUUAGAAAGUACUGGCUCUGUUUUUUGUUUUAUUUUAUUUGCUUUUGAGAUUUAUGGAAUGUUUCCAUUUUUUGACAUUUGGGUAAGGAAAAAUUUCUCAUUGGUUCAUUGGUGUUUAUUGUUAAUUAUUGGAAUCAUGGUUGAUUUCUUCAUUUGGAAAAUGAGUGGUGCUAAAAUGUUGAUUGUUUGGAUAUCACUACAUUUUUUCGUUGUUUUAAUUUCUCCAUUAUAUUUCCUUGAAUUACAAAAAUAUAAAAAUGAACUACAAGGUCCUUGGGAUCCUGCAAAACCAAUCAUUUGA